AUGAAACUUUGGCUAAGCCGUCUCAAGAGUGUUGUGUAUGAUAUAGAUGAUCUCUUGGAUGAGGUGGCCUUUGAUGCUUUGCAACGCCGUGUAAAUGAAGGCCAUUUUCUCCGCCAGCUUUGGUACUAUCUGUCCUCUUCAAAUCCUUUGAUUUUCUCUUUUAAUUUGAGUCGCAAAGUAGGAGACCUCAGGGAAAAUGUUGAAAGAAUUGUGGCUAUGAAUAAUGAUUUUCGUUUGACUGAGCGUCCGGUUGAACGCUCAGUUGAUGAUGACAAAAGGAUCGGGAUGGGUAGGAUUGGGAAAACAGCAUUAGCUAAGUUGGUGUAUUAUGAUGUCAAUGAUUUUGAUGUCGAAGUUAUGGGGAGUAUAAUUUUGUGCACCACAAGAAAUAGACAAGUUGCUUCUCGUAUUGGAACCAUUGUGGCAUAUGACUUGAACUAUCUUCCAGAUGAUUUUUGUUGGUCUCUAUUCAAGCAACAUGCAUUCUACGAAGGAGAACGCAACUAUCAAAAUCUUCAGGAGAUUGGUUGGUCUAUUGUCAAAAAAUGUGGUGGCAUCCCACUUAUUGAUAGGAGUCUUUCUACCAACUUUGUUCCAUAUAUGUGGAGCGCACUUGGGUUGUUGCCCCAACACGAAGAUAUUGAAGCCUCCGGAUACUCUUACUUCAUGAAACUGGUAUCAAAUUCCCUUGUUCAAGUACCAAUUAGUCAUUAUAAUGGGAUUUAUUGCGCGUCUAAAAUGCAUAGUAUUUUGCAUCAUCUGGCUGUGAAAAUCUUAGGUGAAGAGUUGGCUGUUGUAACUUUUGAUAAGCUAGCAGUUACAGAAUUUACUAGGCAUAUUGUUUGGGGACGAUGUUCUGAGACUUCUGACAGUUUUAAAAAUAAGAUAUUUCCCCAACAGCUUCGCAUAGCCCGGAAUGCUCCAACAUUUCGAUUUGGAGAUACCAUGAAAAAGAGGACUAACAUCAUAUCAAUGUGGGAUGAUGCUAAUGUCGGGCACCUCAGUUCCCUCCGAACGUUGAAUAUCAUUGAUUGUCCAAAACUGACAUGUCUUCCAAACAAUAUAAAAUCCCUUCGAGAUAUACAAUUGAGAAAUUGUGAAUCGCUAAAUCUGGAGAAGGGAGAGGGUCUUCAAGGCCUUUGUAGCCUUCAUGUAUUGAGCAUCGAGAACCUGAAAUUGGUAAGACGACUGCCAAUUGGUCAGACAACUGCAGCUUCUCUUAAACAACUUAUAAUAAGAGACUGUAGUAGUUUGAUUGAGCUUCCAGCAGAUCGGUUUACCUCUCUCAAAGAAAUUUCAAUCUCCGAUUGUCCUAAUCUGUCUUCUUUGCCUACCACAUUUCGUCAUCUCACUUCUCUACAAAGGCUAUAUAUUGAGCGAUGCUCUCUCCUGUCAACAAGAUACAAUGCACCAAAUGGAAAGGACUACUCACUUGUACGACACAUCCCCGGAUUCCGGAUUACAUGGUAA
This is a messenger RNA of Spinacia oleracea (spinach), 1470 nucleotides long. Its product is annotated as putative disease resistance protein RGA4. Bases 1 to 1470 code for a protein of 489 amino acids. The transcript has 5 exons. The record is from RefSeq and is a predicted model, not a curated record. Lineage: Eukaryota; Viridiplantae; Streptophyta; Magnoliopsida; Caryophyllales; Amaranthaceae. Gene Ontology annotation, molecular function: ADP binding.